AUGUGUUUUGGGAACAAGUUGCCGGUGUCAGAGGAUAUUGCUUUUCCAGUUGGAUUUGCUUGGGGUGCAGCUACAGCAGCAUAUCAAAUUGAAGAAGGCUGGGAUGCAGAUGGAGAGGGCCCUAAUGUCUGGGACGCAUUCACCCAUCAGGGAGGAGAUCGAGUUUUCAAGAACCAGACUGGUGAUGUAGCUUGUGGCAGCUACACUCUGUGGGAGGAAGAUUUGAAAUGUAUCAAACAGCUUGGAUUGACUCAUUAUCGCUUUUCUCUUUCCUGGUCACGUCUGUUACCUGAUGGGACGACAGGUUUCAUCAACCAGAAAGGAGUCAAUUAUUACAACAAAAUCAUUAAUAACCUGGACAUAGCAUCCUGCUCACUGUAUCUCUUUGGCUUACCUCAGUCCUUAGAAGAUGAAGGUGGCUGGAGAUCUGAAAAGAUCAUUGAGACCUUUGAUAUUCAUGCAAAGUAUUGCUUCAGAACAUUUGGAGACUGAGUGAUCACUAUUAAUGAGCCUUAUGUUGUUGCUAUAGGUGGUUGUGAAAAAAGGUAUAGCCCCAGCAUUGGUACCAGAGCUUGCAAGGCAACUUAUAAUGUGAUAAAAGGUCAUACUAAAGCCUGGCACAAUUGUGAUAAGAUGUGGAGAAAACAAUGUGGACUUGUGUCUAUAGCUCUGAACUCAGAUUGGUAGAACCUCUAUGAUUCUGUAGCGGAUCAAAAAGCCACUAAAGGGUACCUGUCCUUUACCUAAUAUGGGUGUGUCAGGACAGUAUUUGCUGAUGGUGAAUAUCCAGCCAUCAUGAAGUCCUGGAUUUCUGCAAUGCAUUCAAAGCAGGGUUACUUAUCAUCAAGGCUUCUAGGAUUCACUAAAGAGGAAAAAAUGAUGAUAGUGGCUAUUGCUGACUUCUUUGCCCUGAACUCAGUAAGGCUUUCCUGGCAUGCAUCUGCUCCUGGCAAUGGGACGUGUGGUGACUGCCAGUACCAAGGGGAUACAUAUAAUAACCCUAUAAUUUACAUCACUGAGAAUGGGUUUUCCCAAAGUGACCCUGCUCUACUUGAUGACAGUCAACGAUGGGAGUAUUUCAGGCUGAUUUUACAGGAAAUUUUAAAAGAAAAAGAUUUUGAUGCCGUCAGAGAAAAUUGA
Gavia stellata (red-throated loon) is the source of this 1140-nucleotide messenger RNA. RefSeq names its product cytosolic beta-glucosidase-like. Gene Ontology annotation, molecular function: hydrolase activity, hydrolyzing O-glycosyl compounds. NCBI's taxonomy places the organism in Eukaryota, Metazoa, Chordata, Aves, Gaviiformes, Gaviidae. Gene Ontology annotation, biological process: carbohydrate metabolic process. The record is from RefSeq and is a predicted model, not a curated record.